Molecule: messenger RNA, 4266 nt
Organism: Rotaria sordida
Lineage: Eukaryota; Metazoa; Rotifera; Eurotatoria; Philodinida; Philodinidae
Source: the annotation of a GenBank genome assembly
AUGAUGAAAAGUUCAAUUGUCUUCAGUUCACAGCCACGAUCUGUUGCUGUCGGUGAUUUUAAUAAUGAUCAUCAAAUCGAUAUGGUUGUAGCGAAUUCUGGUACAGAUACUAUUGGAAUAUUUCUUUCACAAGACGAUGGAACAUUUACAAAUCAACAAGUAUAUCCAACUGGAUUCAACUCUAAUCCUCAUUCGCUUGCUAUUAAUCAUUUCAAUAAUGACAAUUAUUUAGAUAUUGCUGUUGCUAAUUAUGGUACGAAUAACAUUGGGAUAUUUUUAGGAAAUAAAAAUGGAACAUUUUCUAAUCAAAAAGUAUUUUCACUUAAUUCUUCACGUCCAUUUUUUAUUACUAUUGGUGAUUUCAAUAAUGAUAAUAAAAUGGAUAUUAUUGUAGCCAACUAUGGUACUAAUACUAUUGGUAUUCUUCUUGGAAAUGAUAAUGGAUCUUUUCAAGAUCAAAUAACUUAUUCUACUGGUUAUGAUUCUCUUCCAUAUGCAUUAGUGGUUGGUGAUUUCAACAAAGAUAAGCAAUUAGAUAUUGCUGUAGCUAAUUAUGGUACUGACAAUAUUGGUAUUUUUCUUGGAUAUGGUAAUGGAUCAUUUGGAAAUCAAAAAACUUAUACAACUACUCUGAAUUCGAAUCCAUCUUCUAUGGCUAUCGGAGAUUUAAAUAACGAUAAUUAUCUCGAUAUUAUAGUUGCAAAUUCUGGUACUGGCAACAUUGGUAUAUUUCUUGGAUAUGAGGAUGGUACAUUUUCAACACAAAAUACGUUUUCGAUAAGUUCCAAUUGUCGUCCACACUAUGUCAAUGUAGGUUACUUUGAUCAGGACAAUCAACUAGAUGUUGUUGUUGUUGAUUCAGAAAACGAUCAAGUACAUAUUCUUCUACAAUAUGAUAAUGGAACAUUUGCUACAAUAACAACAUAUGAUGCAAUAUCUGGAUCUAGUCCAUUCUUUGUUGCUGUUACAAACCGUAAUAACGAUAAUCAAUCAGAUAUUGCUAUAGUCAACUAUGGUACUAAUGAUGUACUUGUAUUUAGUAAAUAUUUUAUAAAACCAUCGACAAGACAAAGAAAUUAUAGGAUUGGACAAGAUUCUCGCCCGUCUUCCAUUGUAACUUUUAACUUUAACAAUGAUGAUCAACCAGAUUUAUUGGUUAAUAAUUUCAACGAUGAUAAUUUACUAAUACUAACUGGUAAUAAUGAUGGAACUUUUGAGCAAACAAGAGCAUAUUCGACUGGAAGUAAAUCAGCUCCAAAAUGUUUAUGUAUUGGUGAUUUAAACAACGACAAUCGAAUGGAUAUUAUCAGUGCAAACUUUGGUUCUGAUAGUGUUGGUAUUCUGCUUGCAGAAGACAAUGGAACUUUUUCUAAUGUGACAACUUACUUUGUGGGCCUCGGUUCUACACCGUUUUCAGUUGCUGUUGGAGAUUUUAAUAAUGAUAAUCGAUUAGAUAUUGUCACUGCAAAUUACGGAUUUGGCGGUUUUAGUAUUCUUCUUGGCCAUGGGAAUGGGACUUUUGCUAACGCCAUGACGUACUUUACUGAUAUUAUCUUUGUGCCGAUAACAGUUGUUGUCGGCGAUGUCAACAACGAUAAUAAAUUGGAUAUUGCUAUCGCUGAUUCCGGCUCUAACAAUGUGGGUGUUCUUCUCGGACAUGGGAACGGUACUUUUUCUAAUCCAAUGAUGUAUUAUGUUGGCAGUUUUUCUAGUCCAAAUGUCAUUAGACUUGCUGAUUUGACUAAUGAUAAUCAUUUGGAUAUUGUUGUCACUACUUUAGAUGGAGGCUUUGUAGGUGUUUUUCUCGGAUAUGGAAACGGAACAUUUCAAGAAAUCACAAUCUAUUGGGUUAGUUUUACUUCAUCUCUUUACGGCAUUGCUAUUGCUGAUUUCAACAAUGAUUAUCGCCUUGAUUUCGUCGUGGCUGAUAUUAUAAAUGACAAAAUAAUUAUCUUUUAUGGAUAUGGAAACGGCAGUUUCCAACUUGCAAGGACAUAUUCUACUGGUUUUGGUUCGAAUCCGUAUGCCAUCACCACUGCCAAGCUGAGGAACAGCAAUCAAAUAAAUAUCAUUGUUACUCUAUGGGGUACUGGGAAUGUUGGUGUUUUAACUGAAUAUGUUGCUGCAGAAUUUGCAAAUCAAGAAACAUAUUCAACUGGUUCAGCUCCACAACCUUAUUCUGUAACUGUUGGUAAUUUCAAUGAUGAUAAUUACAUAGAUAUAGUCAUCGUCAAUUCAGGAAGUGAUAAUUUAGAUAUACUUUUCAAUUCGGGUAAUGGUACAUUUAAAACACAAGUGACAUAUUCUCUCGGUACUAAUUCAUAUCCCCGAUAUGUUAUCGCUGGUGAUGUUAACAAAGAUUAUUAUUUAGAUAUAGUUACUGUUAAUUCAAAGAAUAAUAGUAUCAGUGUAUUAUUGGGAUAUGGUAAUAGAACUUUUGAUAUUCCAAGGAUGUAUUCAACUGGAGAAAAUUCAUAUCCAUUGGCAGUAGCUAUGGGUGAUUUUAAUAAUGAUAAUCGAUCAGAUUUAGUUAUUGCUAAUGCAGGCACAGAUACUAUAGGUGUACUUCUUGGAUUCAAUUACACAUCGUUUCAAAGUGGAAACACUUAUUCCAGUAAUAAUACUCAAGGACCACAGAAAAUCAUUACUUGUGACUUCAACAAUGAUAAAUAUCUAGAUGUUGCUGUUACUUUUUCCAGUAGUAACAACAUAGGUAUUCUUCUUGGAUACGGUAACGCAAGUUUUGGUACCAUGAUGACUUAUUCGACUGGAACUAAUUCAACACCUCAAUCAUUGGCUGUUUAUGAUUUUAAUAAUGAUGGACAAUUGGAUAUUGUCGUUGCUAAUUCAGGUACUGAUGACAUAGGUAUCCUUCUUGGAUAUGGUAAUGGUAGUUUCUCUAGCAUGAUAAGAUAUUCAACUGGAAAACAUUCUGGUCCGGCUGCGGUCGUCUUAACCGAUAUAAACAAUGAUGGCCGAAUAGAUAUUGUUGUGGCCAACUAUGCUACUGACAAUAUAGGUAUUCUACUUGGACGUGACAAUUUAACUUUUAAUACCAUAGUGACUUACUCGACUGGAGAUAAUUCGCUCCCUAUAUCUGUUGAUGUUAGUGAUUUUGACAAUGACGGUCAAAUGGACAUCGUCGUUGCUAAUCAUGGUACUAGUAGUAUCACUAUUUUUUUAGGUUAUGAAAAUGGAAGGUUUACAACUCAAGUGAAUUAUUCAACAGGUUAUCAAUCUUGGCCAUCUUGGAUAACUAUUGGAGAUUUCAAUAGAGACAAUCGACUUGAUAUUGCUACUAGUAAUUUUAAUCUGAAUAGUGUCGGUAUUUUUCUAGGAUAUGGCAAUGGCACUUUCACUCCUGUCACAAUAUUUUCCACUGGACAUGGUUCUGCUCCACAACAUGUUGAAGCUCGAGAUUUUAAUAAUGAUGGCAUAUUAGAUAUCGCUGUCGCUAAUUAUGGAAGUAACAAUAUUGUUGUGUUAUUUGGAGUUGGAGACGGGAGUUUUCUACUAGGAACACCAUACCAAACUGGUCCAGGAUCUGGACCAUGGGGGUUAGUUAUUGGUGAUUUUGACAAUGAUACUAAGUUAGAUAUUGCCGUGGCAAAUCUAGAAUCAAAUAAUAUAUACAUCGUUCUUGGAUAUGGCCAAGAACUUUAUGGCAGUGUAACAUUAUAUAGUAUGGACUUUGGAUCACAGCCAUACUCAGUCGCUAUUGGUGAUCUGAAUAACGAUGGUCAAUCAGAUAUUGUCGUAGCUAAUUAUGGUACCGACAAUGUAGGUAUUGCACUUGGACGCAGUCAUGGAGUUUUUGAUAUUAUAAGAACAUAUUCAACAGGAGUUGGUUCUGCUCCAUAUUCUGUUGCUAUAGCUGAUUUUAAUAACGACAAUCGAUUGGAUAUUGUUGUUAGUAAUUCUGAAGCUGAUAAUAUUGCUAUUCUGCUAGGUUCUGGUAAUGGAACGUUUGUAACUCGAGCAACAUACUCAACAGGUGCUCUCUCUCGACCAUAUACAGUUGCCAUAGCUGAUUUUAAUAACGAUCAUAUACCGGAUAUUGCCAUUGCGAAUUCUGGUACUAACAAUAUAUUCUUACUUUAUGGAUAUGGGAACGGUCUUUUCGGAAACGAAACUAUCUAUACUCUAGGUUAUGGAUAUCUUCCAUACUCGCUUGCAAUACAAGACUUCAAUCAAGAUGGUUGGAUGGGCAUUGCCAUUGCUUGCUAUGGCACAGAUCAUGUAGAAACUCUAAUAGAAAUGUGUUAA